AUGUUUGAUGUUGGUGGAAAUUUUCUAUCAGGUUCAAUCCCCAAAUUUAGCUACAAUGCUUGUACUAAUAUCCCAUCCAUGAAUGGGGAUUUCUUGGAGCCACAUGAUCCAUCAUCUGAAUACAUCUCAUAUUUUGCAUACAGAACUCAAGUUGAUGCCCCUUUGCCAUUUUUCGGGGAUGAUGCUAGUUUUGCUGUGUUGCAUAAUUUUGGCUCUAACAACCUUACAGGCACAGUUAAUUGGAUGCCAAUUGCACCUGAAAGAUUAGGGAAGCAGACUGUUUAUGCAUUUCUUGCUGGUGGAAACAAGCUCGGUGGAUUAUUCCCUGGAAUAUUUUUCGGGAUGUGUGAUCAGAUGAGGGGUAUGAUGGUUAAUGUCAGCAACAAUCUAUUAUCCGGUCAAGUUCCUGCUGAUAUUGGCACGAGGUGCCAAUCUUUGAAGCUCUUAGAUGCCUCCAGUAAUCAAAUUACUGGGACUCUUCCUCCUAGUAUUGGAAAUUUGGUUUCACUUGUUGGGCUUAAUUUGAGCUGGAACCCAUUGAAGGGUCCGAUCCCGAGCAGUAUUGGCCAGAUAAAGGAUCUUGAAUGCCUUUCUUUCGCUGGAAAUAACUUGACUGGAUCCAUUCCCACAAGCUUGGGGCAACUAUACUCUUUAAAACUGCUUGAUCUGUCUUCAAAUUCCCUCUCUGGUGAAAUUCCUGGAGAUCUUGUAAACUUAAAGAACUUGUCUGUCCUCCUCCUCAACGAUAAUAAACUACACGGGCAGAUUCCAUCCGGCUUAGCAAAUGUGACCAUGUUCUCAACGAUUAAUGUGUCCUUCAAUAAUCUGUCUGGGCAACUGCCUUUGAAUGAUAAUUUGAUGAAAUGCAGUAGUCUUCUCGGGAACCCUUUUCUGCUCUCCUGUUACGCAUCCUCUUUGUCAUCAUCUGCCGAUCAACAACAGGCAAGAAUUGGGGAUUCGCAAACUUAUGCUUCUUCACCAUCAACAAUAACUCGAACAAGCACGAAUGGAAGUUUCAACUCAAUUGAGAUUGCAUCCAUCACAUCUGCAGCUGCCAUUUUAUCAGUUCUUCUAGCUCGGAGUUUUAAUGCAAACAACUGCAUUGGAAAUGGAGGUUUUGGAGCAACAUACAAAGCCGAGAUUGCUCCAGGAGUCCUCGUGGCAAUAAAACGGCUUUCAAUAGGAAGAUUCCAAGGUGUUCAACAGUUUGAUUUAGAAAUCAGAACUCUUGGAAGGCUUCACCAUCCGAAUCUGGAGAGGUCCAUAAGAGCUGUCGAUUGGAGGGUACUUCACAAGAUUUCAUUGGACAUAGCCCGUGCACUUGCCUACUUACACGAUCAGUGUGUGCCACGCAUUGCCCGAUCCUCUAUCUUAUACGAUGUUCUUUAUUUAAUUGGGUGA
Molecule: messenger RNA, 1401 nt
Organism: Fraxinus pennsylvanica
Lineage: Eukaryota; Viridiplantae; Streptophyta; Magnoliopsida; Lamiales; Oleaceae
Source: the annotation of a GenBank genome assembly